This is a messenger RNA of Larimichthys crocea (large yellow croaker), 2372 nucleotides long. RefSeq names its product trichoplein, keratin filament binding (gene tchp). Bases 214 to 1713 code for a protein of 499 amino acids. The transcript has 14 exons. Gene Ontology annotation, biological process: apoptotic process. Gene Ontology annotation, cellular component: keratin filament. NCBI's taxonomy places the organism in Eukaryota, Metazoa, Chordata, Actinopteri, Sciaenidae. The record is from RefSeq and is a predicted model, not a curated record.
UUUACUUCAUCCCGUAGCGUGGGAGUAACUAGGAAGCGUGGCGGUAACAAACAGGUAACCAAGGAGACAAAAAAGACGAUUUAUCUGCGUAAACAUGCGAAACAUCAACUAAUAUCAACAGACAUUAAAAUAAAGCUGUCAACCUCAGCAGCGGAAGGGACGUUACAUCACCAGCAAGACGCAUUUAAUAAGACAAACACAUAGAGGUGGUUCAUGGCUUUGCCGACCUUCUCGGCCCAUGUGCCCAGUCGGUCCCGGAUGCUGGCCGGACAGCUGGCCCGGCAGCGGGAGCAGGAGGUCCGGUGUCGGCAGCAGUGGGAGCUUCAUGCUCAGUACUUCAGAGAGCAGAGUGUCCGCAGCCAGAGACAGGCGGCGUGGAGCUCCCGGCGCUCCUACGAGCAGAGUAUGUCAGCGUACCAUAAACAGAGAGUGAAGGAGGAAAAGAAAGCCAGCCUGGAGCAGCGCAGGAAUCGGCUCAGGGCCAUGCUUCAAGAGGAGCAAACCCGGCUGGAGGCGGAGCUCAGGGAAGUGGUUCCUGACAGAAGCACAUUGGCAAGUCAGCUGGUGCAAAAAACGGAUGAGCUACGUACAGCAAGAGAGGAGAGAAGAAAAAAGCUUGCACAAGAGCUGCUGAGGGAACACUGGAAGAAAAACAACCCAGAGUUAAGAGAGGUUGAGUCAGCGUUACAUAAAGAUCAUGUUGUUGGCCAAUGGCAGGAGCAGAUAUCAGACAAGACACGGAAAGAAGCGGCACAGCAGGAGGAGAAGAAACGCUUUGAAAAUGAGUACGAGAGGACCCGGAAAGAGGCUCUGGAGAGGAUGAAGCAAGCAGAGGAGAAAAGGAAAGAAGAGGAGCACGAGAGGGCAGAAGAACUUCGCAAACAGAUGGAAGAACUAAAGCUGAGGGAAAAGGAGGCAACUCGUCUAAAGAAGGAGCAAGAGGCUCUGCUCAUCAAGCAGUGGGAGCUGGAGAAGAUAGAGGAGGAAAGGCGAGAGGCGGAGGAAAGGCGAAAGAAGUCUGAGAUGGGGCAUUUCCUGAUCCGGCAAUAUCGUGCUCAGCUGAAGAGGAGAGCCCAGAGAGUGCAGGAGGAACUGGAGGCCGAUCGUAAGAUUCUGGCUGCCUUACUGGAUGGGGAGCAGGAGGACAGGAGGAUGGAGACUGAACGAAGGGAACGGGCCAUUGCCGACGCUGCCUGGAUGAAACACGUGAUUGAAGAGCAGCUUCAGUUGGAGCGGGAGAGGGAAGCUGAGUUUGAAAUCCUACACAGAGAAGAAGCUCAACAUGUCUGGGAGAAGCGAGAAGCGCAGUGGGAGAAGGAGAGGAAAGCCAGGGAACGGCUCAUGAAGGAGGUGCUUGCAGGGAGACAGCAGCAGCUGGAGCUGAAAAUGCAGAACAACCGCAAGGCUCAGGAGGAGUCCCUGAGGAGACGAGAGAAGCUGAUCCAGGAGCUGGAACUGGAGAGGGAGAUCCGACGGCAGGAGACAGAACAGGAAGAGGGCCGUAAGACAGCACGGAUGCAAGAGAUAAAUGCUCAGGUGGAGCAGCAGCGCCAAGAGCAGUGGGAGGAGCAGUGCAGGAGGGAGCAGCAGGAGGAGGAGGACAGGGAGGCUCUUCAAAUCCAGGAGGAGGAGCUGAGGCUGGAGAUGCAGAGGAUGGCCAAGAAAGGGUACCAGGAGAAGAUCCACAGCAGACCUCGAUCAGCCUGGACAUGAGCAACCUGCAAGACUGAAACCAAAACUGAAUUGUGAAAUGUAGACUUUGGAACAAGCCUUAAAGGAUAGUUUCACUUUUUUCAAAUGUUUCUAAAAUAACACUGAUCAUAUGUAAAUCAUAACAGUAAUUGGUCUGAAGUAUGAUAGAUACAUUGGGGUUAAAAUUCAGUACUUGUUCCAUGUACAAAUGAAUUCAGUUUGGCCAAAGUUAAUAUGAGGCGUCAGGUCUCUGAGUUAAUCAUAUCAAACAGGCACAAAGGAGGGAUAGAGACACAAGGAGAGAAUUUAAUAUUUGAUUAUACAUUUGGAAGAUACCCACUUGAUUCAAAUAACUCAGACCCCUGAAGCCACGUUAUCUUUGGUUAAACCUUAAUAUGCAUUUUUACACAGAUUGAGGACAUUAGAACCGUGUUGUUUUGACAGCCAGCCAAAUAACUCUUACAGUACAUGCAAGUAUUGUUUUAAGACACAUUUGGAAAAAUGUGAACCUAUCCUGUCUGAAUCAUUCAUGUAGAUUAUGAGGCCAUAUAUUGUGCCAUCUUAAAGUGAGUCAUUUAAAGCUGGUGGUUUGUAGAGAAGAAUUGAUUUUUGCACUUUUAGAGAUGUAUGUUUUCUAUCCUGAAUUUGUAGAAAGUUUUUAAUAAAACUUAUAAAACAAA